CCUAUAUAAUACAACAUUGGAAAGGGUCAUAGAAUAUGUGAGUGGUACCUUGGUAAAGAAACCCUUUCAACCAAGCAAGUCCAAUAUCCACGGGAUCUUUUCAAUGGCACCUUCUAUGAUACUUGUUCUAGGAUUAGUUUUAGUAGUUGGUGUCAUUGUCCCUAUAAGUGAAGCCAGGCCAAGACCAUUCUUCGUAUUUGGAGAUUCUCUUGUUGAUAAUGGAAACAACAACUAUUUGCAAACCAUUGCCCGUGCUAAUGUCCCUCCUUAUGGAAUUGACUACCCAACUCAUGCACCAACAGGACGCUUCUCUAAUGGCUUCAACAUUCCUGAUUUUAUCAGUCAGCAACUUGGUGCUGAGUCUACAAUGCCCUACUUGAGCCCAGAAUUAACGAGAGAGAAUCUCUUUGUUGGUGCCAACUUUGCUUCAGCUGGAGUUGGAAUCCUUAAUGAUACAGGAGAUCAGUUUAUGAACAUAAUUAAAAUGCAUAGACAAAUAGAGAAUUUUAAAGAGUACCAAGGACGAGUGGGGCAACUAAUUGGUGUGUCGCGAACCAAAAGACUGGUGAAUGAAGCGUUGAUUCUCAUCACCGUAGGUGGCAACGACUUCGUAAACAACUACUUCCUAGUGGAGUCCACUGCUAGGUCUCGUCAAUAUCAACUCCCAGACUACGUCAACUUUCUCAUCUCUCGCUACCGAAAACACUUGCAGAAGCUAUAUAAUCUUGGAGCGAGGAGAGUUAUUGUGACAGGGACAGGACCAUUGGGUUGUGCCCCUGCAGAAUUGGCUAGGCGUGGCAAAAAUGGAGAAUGUUCUGCACAGCUACAACGUGCAGCAACAUUGUACAAUCCUCAACUGGAGCAAAUGAUACUUGAACUCAACACCAAAAUUGGCAGUGACGUUUUCGUUGCUGCAAAUACAGCGCAAAUGCACAAUGACUUCAUCAUGAAUCCCCAAGCUUAUGGAUUUACUACAUCAAAAGUAGCUUGCUGUGGGCAAGGACCCUACAAUGGCAUGGGGCUAUGCUCUCCGUUCUCCAACCUAUGCUCCAACAGAAACUUGCAUGUAUUUUGGGAUCCCUUUCAUCCAUCUGAAAAGGCAAACAAACUUGUUGUGGAACAAAUUAUGUCAGGUUCAACAAGGUAUAUGAAGCCAAUGAACCUUAGCACCAUUCUGGCCUUGGAUGCUCGAUCACAUUCAUGAAGAUUAACAAACCUAAUCAAUAGUGUGUUAUCACUAACUUGGCAUCAAUGUAAGUGCAUGAUUACUCUUACUAUAAUCGGGUCUGGAGCUUGAAUUUCAAGUUAUUAUUAGAUUAUUUUGACUUUGAUGGAGGUUGUAAAAUUGUUUAUGCAUUGAAUUUGUCCAAAUUUUAUUUUUAACUCUUUAAUCAUUUUUCAUUUGUAAGCAUAAUUAAGAAAUUAAAUAAGUUAUUCAUCAACAUAUUAAAGAUCACACUUGAUGAAUUAUAUGGAGAGAUCCGAGAUUACACUUGGUGAAUUGUCACUUGUAACCCUAUUUAUACAGCAUGCAUAAAAUC
Cajanus cajan (pigeon pea) is the source of this 1541-nucleotide messenger RNA. Its product is annotated as GDSL esterase/lipase At5g33370. Gene Ontology annotation, molecular function: hydrolase activity, acting on ester bonds. Lineage: Eukaryota; Viridiplantae; Streptophyta; Magnoliopsida; Fabales; Fabaceae. The record is from RefSeq and is a predicted model, not a curated record.